Capsaspora owczarzaki ATCC 30864 is the source of this 3186-nucleotide messenger RNA. RefSeq lists its product as hypothetical. Gene Ontology annotation, biological process: activation of GTPase activity; nucleocytoplasmic transport. Lineage: Eukaryota; Filasterea; Ministeriida; Capsasporidae. The record is from RefSeq and is a predicted model, not a curated record. Gene Ontology annotation, molecular function: GTPase activator activity; small GTPase binding. Gene Ontology annotation, cellular component: cytosol; perinuclear region of cytoplasm; nucleus. The coding region runs from base 1 to 3186 and encodes 1061 amino acids. The transcript has 33 exons.
AUGGUUAAGAAGGCGCCCUCGGCUGCUCCCGCUCCGACUCCUACUCCUGUGCGCGCUGCAAGAGCCACCAGGCCAAAGACCAGCAGUCGCCUCAGUAGCACCGACGCAGCGGAGGACGAUCGUGUGGUCGCGCCAAUGGAGGUCGAUCCACCCAAACCCAAGCGAGCUGCUGCCCGUGCUGCUACUGCUGCUGCUGCCACUGCUGCUACACCAGCAGUACAAGUGGCUAGUACUACUAUUGCUGCUCCGCGAGGCAAGGCCAGCAAGGCAGCCGCACCUGUCCCUGCCACUUCAAUCUCAGAGCCGCUGAGCAAGACCGCUCAGAAGAAGGCCACUGCACCAACCAACCAAGGAUCUCAGACUGUGAGCUACCAUCUUCGUGCUCGCAAACCCAUUCAGGUUGCAAUUGCGCGUACUGGCAAGACGAGCUCAGCUUCCAGUAGUGGCGUCCCCACAACCAUCCGCAGCAAGCGUCGGGCUGCUGAACUGGCCGGGGAGAACACCUCAACAGCCAAGAAGAACAAGAAGAAGGCUCGUCAAACGGAUGCUGACGAUGCUGACGACGGCGACUACGAGGACUGCGAGGACGACACUGCUGGCGAGGACGACGACAACCAGGACAGCAAGAAGCUCAGCAGGGAGGAAGCGAUUGGUGAAGCUCUCCUGCAAAACACCACACUGACUACGCUCGACUUGGGCGAGUGUGUGAUUGACUUCAAGAAUGCUAGAAUGCAGCCGAUUGCGGCAGCGUUAGUGCAGAACAAAACGCUGACGACACUCCGGACUCAAAAUUACAUUGACGCAGUAAUGUCCGAUGCACUGACGCAAAGCACCACACUGACUGAACUCUCGGGUUACCUCGAUGCCAAUGGAGCGCGAUCGAUGGCAAAGGCACUGACGCAGAACGCCACGUUGACCACGCUCCAUUUACACUCGGGUAAAUUCGACUCGGCAGAAUCAAACCCGAUUGCCGCCAUCCUGAAGCAAAACUCGACACUGACCACGCUCGUGUUGUAUGGUCCUCAGAUUGGAGACUUUGGAGCUCAAGCGAUUGGAGAAGCGCUGAAACCAAACACCACUUUGACUGCACUCCGCUUGAUCUGCAACGACAUUGGCAGCGCUGGAACGCAAGCGAUUGGAGAGGCACUCAAGAGCAACUCGGCAUUGACUACGCUUGUUUUGGAUAACAACAAGAUUGGCGAAGCUGGCGGACUUGCGAUCGCUGAUGUUCUGGUGUGCAACAAGACGCUGACCACGCUUUCGCUGUAUUGGUGUUCGAUUGGAGAUGCUGGAGUUGAAGCGAUUGUUCACGCGCUCGAGCAGAACACGACGUUGUCCUCCCUCAAUUUGAACAACAAUAUCAUUCUCGGUUGUGGCACGCAGGCGGCGCUACCACGGAUGCUUCAAGUGAACACGACGCUGACUGAACUUGAUCUGGGCGACAAUAGAUUGAACAGCGUUGGAUUCCAAGCAAUUGCAGAAGCGCUCGCGCAAAACACUUCUCUCACGACACUCUCACUUAUGGGAAACGCAAUGGAAGUAGCCGGAGCGCAGGCGAUUGCUACAGCACUCAAGAGCAACACCACACUGACCACACUCAAUCUGGAUCACAGUCGAUUUGGUGAUGCCGGUGCGCAGGCCAUUGCGGAUGCUCUUCGGCAGAACAAGACGCUUACGACUCUGCAUCUCAAGCACUGCAGGAUUGGCACCGCUGGACUCCAAGCGAUCAGUGGAGCACUCGCGCAGAACAACACGCUGACCACGCUCAAUCUUUCAUGGAACCCGAUUGACGAUGCUGGUGCCAACAGCAUUGCCGAAAUGCUGAAGUCGAACACAAGUUUGAUCACUCUCGAUCUGAGUUGGAGCCCGCUUUGUUUUAAAGUGCACUUGAUUGCGGAAGCACUCAAACAGAACACCACGCUUACGACACUCGAUUUAUCUCGCAAUAAUAUUGGCGCUGUUGGAGCGCAGAUCAUUUCCGAGGCUCUGAAGCAGAACAGGACUCUGACGACGCUGUGUCUGAAUGAAAAUCACAUUGGCACUGCUGGUGUGAAACCUAUUGCCGAGGCGCUCAAAGUGAACACCGCGCUGACCACGCUCGAGUUGGAGGAUUGUUCCAUCGGUGAUUCUGAAGCGCAGGCAAUUGCACCUGGCCUUGUGCAGAACACGACUCUAACCUCGCUCAAACUAGGGAACAACGUGCUUGGCGAUGCUGGAGCGCACGCGAUUGCUGAGGUCCUGAAGCAAAAUUCCAAGCUCACCUGCCUCAAGGUGACGGCUCGCUUUGUUGACUCAGGAGUGCAAAUGAUCGCAGCCGCACUCAAACAGAACACUGCGCUGACCACGCUCGAAUUGCGAGGUUGGAACAACUACAACCCUGAAUUCGAGCGUGAAAUGUCAGAACCAUUGAUCACAGAGCGUCUACUAUUGCGGUUGCGUAAUCCGAGUGAUUUUGGGCUUUCAUACGCCUUUAUGCAGGUUUCCAGGCUUUACUUGCGUGAGAACAUUGUUGACUCUGCUGGAGUGCAAGUGAUUCAAGAGGUUCUGAGUUUGACCAAACCAAGCAAGCUUGAGAUUCCCUUUGGCGUUGACUCCUUUGGAGCGCAAGUCAUUGCAACAUCGCUCAAGCAGAACUCUUGGAUGACAGAGCUCGAUUUGAGUUGCCAUCCGAUUGGUGCGAUUGGAGCCCAAGCGAUUGCAGAGGCGCUGACGCAGAACGCCAAGCUCACUAUACUCAAUCUGAGUUCCACUCUGCUCGGAGAUGCAGGAGCGGAAGCGAUUUCCAAGGCACUCAGGGUAAACACGACACUGACCACGCUAAACCUGCGCGAGUGUUGGAUUGGCAGUGCAGGAGCGCAGGCGCUGGCGGAGGAAUUGAAGCAAAACGUGGGAUUGACGUCGCUCGACCUGUCCCGCAAUUCUAUCGGCGAUAGUGGUGCAAAUGCGAUGGCGGCAGUGAUUUCGCAGAACACAACACUGACGACUCUCGAUCUCGGGAUGAAUCAUAUUGGCGAUGCUGGCGCCGAAAGGUUGGCAGAAGCGCUCCUGCGAAACACCACGCUCAAAGUACUCGAUUUGUGGUAUAACGAAAUCGGGGAAGCCGGAGAGCUUGCGUUGGACAACGCACUCGACCAGAAUUCUGCACUUGACUGGCUCAACUUGAACGAGAAUCAACCGCCGAAUUAA